Musca domestica (house fly) is the source of this 1893-nucleotide messenger RNA. RefSeq lists its product as uncharacterized. The transcript has 2 exons. The coding region runs from base 225 to 1346 and encodes 373 amino acids. NCBI's taxonomy places the organism in Eukaryota, Metazoa, Arthropoda, Insecta, Diptera, Muscidae. The record is from RefSeq and is a predicted model, not a curated record.
ACAAGCAUUAAAUUUGAGCUCUGUCAAGAAAAUAAUUAAAUAUAUAAAAUUGGAGAUUUUUACAAAUUGACUGGACUAUUUCUUGUGGAUAUUGGUGUUUGAAGGUCUGGAGCUGUGGCUUUUGGUGGAGUUGGUUUUUCUUCUCACCUUUUUAACCUGUUGCUGUGCAUUUUCGUUUGGCGCUCUUUUUUUAUUCAUUUGCAUCUGCCAAGGUAAUCCUGAAAAUGCCGUCGCUAUUGACCUGUAAUGUUUGUAAGGAUCAUAUUGCCAAAUCCAAAUAUAAAAUUGGUUGCAAAGGCUGUGCAAAUUUUUUCCAUUUGGAUUGCGUUGGCAUUUCUGAGGCUGAGGCUAAAAUAAAUAAGCAACUCAGAUACACUUGUGUGUGCUGUGUUCGGGCUUCUGGUGGUAGUGGUGACGCUGGUGUGGUUGAUCGCGGAACAAAAGCGAACACUGCAGUUGAUGCAUCUAGGGUUGGUGCCACAGCUGAUGCUUCUUUGAAUGGUGGUGAUGGGACAGUUGGUGUGGCUGCGUGUGAUUUUGUUGGGAAUUCAGAUGCUCUGCGAGAGCUGCAGGAUAACUUGAUUUUGUCUAUGAAACAACAAAUGGACACGUAUAUGGCUAGAUGUCUGUCUGAAUUCCGUACCAAAACUGAUGCUCUGUUUGAUCUUUAUAAUGCACAAAUAUCUGAGGUAAAGCGUGAUGUGGUUGAGCUUAAAAAGGCCGUAGUUGAGUUGAAGUUGACAGUCUCUGAAGUUAAAAGUACGGCUUUGUUAGCAGAAAAGAAACUUGCUGAUAGGAUUUCUGAGCUUGAGUCUUUUAACAAUGUGCUCCAGCGAAGGCUUAACAGAGCUGAUAUCAUUAUAAGAGGUUUGCCGGAAAAUAUUAAAGACCUCAGGAGCUUUGUUGUUAAAGUUGCUAAUUUGUGUGGGUUGCAACUAUCUCAUGGCGACAUGCAGCAGUGCUGUUACAUAUCUGAACGUAGAGCGGUUUUGGUGAAGUUUAAUUCUAUUCAGACAAGAGAUUCCCUUAUCCGCCGAUUUGUUAAAAGAGGGAAGGUAACCCUAAAAGAAGUUAUGGAGAAUUGUCUAUUGGAGUCCCGUAUCUACUUAAAUGAUCAUCUUGUUAAAUCGGCAUCUAGUCUUGUCUUUGCCUGCAGAGGCCUGCUCAAGAAGAAGAAGAUUAAGAAAUUCAGGUUGUUAAAUAGUGAUGAACCUCAAGUUGAGGUAAUACUUGCUGAUGGAAGUAAAACAAUUUUUGAGCGACAGGAGCUUCUUGAAUUUGCUCGUAGUUGUCCUCUGCAACCGGGUGGUGCUCCGUUGGUUGGUGAUAUGCUGCUGGGAGUGUAGUCAUGUAAUUAUAAGAUGCGAAAUCGAAUUUACAUAAUUUUGCUCCCCAGCCCCUUUAUUUGGUUUGAUGUCACUUGAUGAUAAUCUGGGACCCAUAAUUAAUGACGCUCACUUUUUUAAACCCUUAUUUGAGGGUUUGUCUGGUAAACUAACGUAUGGCCACUUGAACUGCCAAAGUAUUCGCCCAUCGAGAUUCAAUAAUAAAAUUGAUGAGCUUCGAUCCUUGCUGGUUGGUAGUGGUAUCAGCAUUUUUGGUGUCACUGAAUCUUGGCUUAAUUCUGCAGUCUCAUCGAAAUCGUUGGUUAUUCCAGGAUAUAAGCUGGUGCGGAGUGAUCGUGUUGGUCGUGUUGGUGGUGGGGUAUGUCUCUAUAUUGGUAGUGGCAUUCCUUAUAAGGUAGUUUUUCGUUCAAAUAAUUUUGGUGUUUGUGAGUCGGUGUGUGUUGAGUUGAAUAUUGGGGCAUUGGUUUUGCUUGUGGCGGUAGUAUAUCUUCCCCAUGGCGAUGUUCAGUCUUUCUGUGAUGUACAUGAGAGUUUGUUUGAUCGCUUC